This is a messenger RNA of Notothenia coriiceps (black rockcod), 935 nucleotides long. RefSeq names its product bolA family member 3 (gene bola3). NCBI's taxonomy places the organism in Eukaryota, Metazoa, Chordata, Actinopteri, Perciformes, Nototheniidae. Gene Ontology annotation, cellular component: mitochondrial matrix. The transcript is spliced from 4 exons. Bases 121 to 474 code for a protein of 117 amino acids. The record is from RefSeq and is a predicted model, not a curated record.
CCCGGAUGUCUGACGUCAUAAUUGUGAGACGAUGCUCUCUCCGACGAGGGCAUGACUUUUUGAAUAAGCACAGUAGAUUGAAUAAACGUCCCGGGAUUAUACUGACGCUAUAUCUUUACAAUGUUGGCCCUUAAACGGAGCUUGAGCGGAACUAUGCUCUCUGCUCUGCGGGUGUUUCACACUAACCAAGUUUUUGUUGUGUCCGGCCAUGUGCAGCAGAGAUGUGUUUCCACACAGACAGACGGAGAGGCCCGGAUCGUUAACAUACUGAAGGAGAAGUUUCCAUCGGCCGCAUCGCUUAAAGUUGUGGAUAUAUCAGGUGGUUGUGGGGCCAUGUAUGAGAUCCAUAUAGAGUCGAGUGAGUUUAAAGGAAAAAGGACCAUCCAACAACACAAAUUAGUCAAUGAGGCCCUUAAGGAAGAGAUUCAAGGAAUGCAUGGACUGCGAAUAUUCACUGAUGUUCCAAAACAUUAGAGAAAGUCCUUUCCACUGUUGACCUCUUCCUUUGUUCAUCAACUGUAUACCAAAUGUACUAUUUUAGAGGAUAUUGUGUAGUAAGUGAAAUCUAUAAUAAUGUUUAAUGUGUGCAGGGAAGCAGAGGGGCACAUAUUAAGAAUGUGACAUUUGUAAUAUAUCAGAUUACACUAAAUCAUCCUUUUUUAAGAUUGCUAUCUUCUACUCUCAAGAUAAUAUAUAAAACUGGUGAAUACUACAGAACGCACAAAACAACUUGAUCAAAUACUUGUAAGAUGUGAAGUAAUGUAGGUUUCUUUGUCUUCUCAGGGUUGAUAAUAUUGAUGGUGUGAUGAUAAGCAUGGAAACAAGUAUACAUAUAACCGUUCCAAGCAUUAAAGAGUUAGGCUACUACAGACCCUUUUUUUAAGCAGUAUUUUUCAAUUUUAAAUUGACAAAAACUGAUCAUUGAAUUGUACAUA